AUGAUUGAUCAGAAGUUAUUCAUUCUUGGAAUUCUGAUAGUUUUUGCCUUCGUAUUAAAUGCAAUUGGAGUCUUCACACCGUGUUGGAUCGUGGAUUCAUUUGGAUUUACAUCUAGAAUUGUUCCAUACAAUCGGUAUGCACCACUCUGGUUCCUCGCCGCCACUGUUUCAAUGUACUUAUCAUUUGUUCUCUACAUUUUUAUGAUUCUGAUAUAUACUUAUUCGCUUUUGAUAGUACACAGAAAAGGAUAUUCUCGAAGUGUUAAAAAAUGGUUCAGUUUGAUAACGAAUGCAUCUGGAAUGAUCGUCUGUUUCACCGUACUUGCUCUCAUUUUGAUCGGUGUCAAUAUAUCGAAAGCUAGUAAUAGUUCGGACAGUUACACCCUUGGCUAUUCGGCCUGGUUGUGUGUGGCAUCUGCAGUUAUUUCUCUUGGAAUAUUCUUCAAUGUCGUUUUUUUUGUUCACAAAGAAUGCAAAUAA
This is a messenger RNA of Caenorhabditis remanei, 480 nucleotides long. RefSeq lists its product as uncharacterized. The transcript is spliced from 4 exons. The record is from RefSeq and is a predicted model, not a curated record. Lineage: Eukaryota; Metazoa; Nematoda; Chromadorea; Rhabditida; Rhabditidae. Bases 1 to 480 code for a protein of 159 amino acids.